UAAUUUGGUUGGACAGGGCCAGCCCAGCAGACGCUGAACAGAGGAAUCCUGUCCACGCCUUCUUCACCCCAUCAGUGCUCUGUCCACGUUCACUCCAGCCAGACAUACAAACUGCUAACUGACAAGGAUUUUCUAUGGCGACACUUUCUCAAUGUACACAUUUCGCCUUUCUUCUUCUGUUGCCUCACUUCCUGAGUGCAUCACCUGCCAACCAAGAUGACCUUGUAAUAAAUACUAAGCAAGGGAAAGUUCAAGGGAAGUUGCUUUCAGUGUUGGGUGGUGAUAUUAGAGCAUUUCUUGGAAUUCCUUAUGGAAAACCACCCCUGGGUAAACUGAGAUUCAGAGCUCCAGAGCCAGCAGAGGGAUGGGAAGGGAUAAGGUAUGCCACCCAAUUCCCAAAUUCCUGCUACCAGAUUCCAGAUACAGCCUUUCCAGGGUUCAAAGGUGCAGAGAUGUGGAACCCAAACACUCCUCUGAGUGAGGACUGUCUGUACCUAAACGUCUGGUCCCCCCGUUUCAACAAAACACAGAAAGCACUGGCUCCUGUCCUUGUCUGGAUUUAUGGCGGCGGGUUCACUGUAGGAACAUCCUCUCUGGACAUUUAUGAUGGUCGUUUCCUGAGUAAAUCUGAAGGUGUUGUUGUGGUAUCAAUGAAUUACAGAGUCGGACCUUUGGGUUUCCUGUCUCUUCCUGACAACAAGAACAUUCGGGGCAAUGCGGGCCUGCUGGACCAGCGCUUGGCCCUCCAAUGGGUAGCCAAUAAUAUUGCUGAUUUUGGAGGUGAUUCUUCAAAGGUGACUCUGUUUGGGGAGAGUGCUGGAUCAGCAUCUGUGGGCUUCCACUUGCUCUCACCAGGCAGCCAUGGUCUUUUUCAAAGGGCUGUGAUGCAGAGUGGCUCUCCUAAUUCACCCUGGGCCACAACCCAUCAGACUGAGGCCUGGUACAGGUCCUCAAAGCUGGCGACGUUACUGGGGUGUCCCACGUCUAAUGCAGCUCAUCUGGAAGCGUGUCUGCAGCAGGCUGAUCCUGGGAAAAUCACAGCGAAGCAAAAUGAUGUUCUCACGCACCCUACAAUCUUAGCCUUAGCCUUUGGCCCUGUUGUUGACAGAGACUUCCUACCAGAUAAUGUCGAAGUGUUGCUGAGUACCAGUAAGCUCCCAAAGAAAGAGGUGCUGUUAGGCUUAAACACUGAUGAAGGGACCUACUUCCUUUUGUAUGGAGUACCUGGAUUUAACAUCACCGGUCAGAGUCUCAUCUCCAGGAAUGAGUUUCUGAAUGGAGUGAACCUUACAAUGACAGAUGCGAGUGAUGUCUCCAGAGAAGCGGCCAUUUUCCAGUACACUGAUUGGACAGAUGAGAACAACCGGAUGAAAAAUCGGGACUCAAUGGGUUACCUGGUUGGAGACGGACUGUUCGUUUGUCCAUUGCUAGAGUUCACUCACAGGUACUCGCAACAUGGUGGUAAGACUUUCCUAUAUUUAUUCGACCACCGGUCAUCCAUCAAUCCUUGGCCAGCAUGGAUGGGUGUUAUGCACGGUUAUGAGAUAGAAUUUGUCUUCGGAAAGCCUCUGGAUGCAUCCCUGGGAUACACGAAGAAUGAAGUAAACAUGACCAAGAAGAUCAUGAAACACUGGGCCAACUUUGCCCGGACAGGGAAUCCAAGCAUUGACGGAGCUAACUGGCCCGAGUUCACCCCUGAACUGCAGGAGUAUGUCACUUUGAACUCCAACCAUCCCGAACAAAAGAGUAUGAUGAAAGUUAAAGAGUGUCACCUCUUGAGCAAACUAAUGCCCAAAAUAGACAAAGUCUCAGAUGAUCUGCUGUCCUGUGUUAAGGCAAAUGCGAUUAUACUCUGCUAUAAUUACAAGUUCCUCCUCAUUUUAUUGGCUAUAACUUUGAACUAUUGCUAGAGAGAAGAUGGGUCCUGCCUGGGCAGGACUGUUUCAUAUAAACUCAACUAAACUACUCAAACUAAAACUAAAAUAUUGGACAGAAAGAAUUAACAAAACUUGGUCUCUACUAUUAUGUGAACUAUUUUAUGUUAUUACUAGGGGUCCAGCGGAUCACAGAACUCAUGGUUCAGAUUGUGUCAGUCAAAAAAAAGAAAAAAGUGUGUGUGUUUGUGUAUUUAUGUACACUGUAUUAUAAUAAACUGUAAUAUAACUGAUUAUUAUACACUGUACAGUAUAAUAAUACAACAUUUUGUUGUCUCACUCAAUGUCCCGCCCACAACAAUAUCUGAUUGGUCACACAUCAUGAGUAAUACUAUCAACACUGAAAGCUGCUGUGUCACAGACAGCUGAGACUUGAGCUGCUCUGGUGAGUGGAGUGGAGAGAUAUUUCUGAACCUCCAAUAAACAUUGCAAUCAUAUGAUCUAGCUCUAUGAUGACAACCAUAACCAGUUUCCUAUACCACUGAACAUGCCACAGCCUACAGGGUUUCACUCAAUGGAGGCGAAAGUGAUGGCUUUUAAAUCAGUUACUCUUCCUUAGUGAAACGGUGAAGUGGUUCACAUAUGUGCUGAACCAUGUAGAACAGUCAGUAUUGUUUGUAUCCUUUUGCAGAGAAAUGGUUUUUCUUUUCUUUGUUGCCUUAUGAACCUUACAAAAAAUAAUAAUAAUAAUUGCAGUUAACACAUAAUGGUAGAUAUACAUGCUGCAAGAAUACAGAGCUGGGGAGCAUUAUGACAUAGACAUUUUAUUUCUGAUCACUAGUUAAUAUUCAGCUACCAUUUUUUUAAUUUGCUUAUGUCUUUCUUUUAAAGCUGUCCAGUGUAUAAAUGGUGCUUACAGUUAGCUGAGACUGAUUUAAAUGUGAGUGCACUCAUAUUGGAAAAAUCUGAGAUUAGUUCAUUAAUAUAAUCCAGUUGACUUCAUAUGCAGGAUUUCGAAGUAAAGUUGAGGGAAUCAUUAUUUUUCCAUGUGUAAUAAGCUACAUCAUCACAAAAACAAUCAGGGAUUCUAUGGAUUUGUAUUGAUGUAUUGUCUAUUGUAUUGAUCAGUAAGACCAUGUAAUGCUCAUUAAAUAUGUGGUUUUCUUAAAAUCUAUUAUUUUUAUCCAUUAUGUUGACUGAUUAAUUGUCUGACAAAUGUGUUCUUCAAAUACAUAACAACAAAAUCA
Molecule: messenger RNA, 3121 nt
Organism: Morone saxatilis (striped sea-bass)
Lineage: Eukaryota; Metazoa; Chordata; Actinopteri; Moronidae
Product: acetylcholinesterase-like
Exons: 10
Coding region: 135-1910 (591 amino acids)
Biological process (GO): choline metabolic process; acetylcholine catabolic process
Cellular component (GO): plasma membrane
Molecular function (GO): acetylcholinesterase activity
Source: RefSeq, a predicted model, not a curated record